AUGUCUGAACCGAAUCCUACCCUCCCCGCAUGCUCCUCCUCUCCUCUAUCCGUCCCGCCCUCCGACGCCACAGCCGCCGCUCUCAACUAUGCCUUUCUCGUUCAUUCCCAAAAGACAUUGACGCAGAAUCUGCCUCCCAGAGUGGACAACAAGCUGCUGGCUCGUCAGAAACGCCGUCGGACUAGUCCGGAGGACCAUGCGAUUCUCGAGGCUGAGUAUCAGCGGAAUCCGAAGCCGGAUAAGACUGCGAGAGCGGAUAUUGUUAAUCGUGUUUCGUUGGGUGAGAAGGAGGUGCAGAUUUGGUUCCAGAACCGUCGCCAAAAUGAUCGUCGGAAGUCGAAGCCGCUUCAACCUCAUGAACUCCUCGCGCCGCGUGCUAUAGUAGACGAAUUUAAAGAGGGCGAUGGCAAUGUGUUGGCGGAACGCAGCACGGUGGAGCAGGGUGACCUUGACAAUGCACCCUUGUCGGACGCGUUGCAGUCUUCGUUCGGGUCGGACCCUGUGUCCGGUGCUGAGGACAAGGAUGAACAAGAGCAGUCUAUUCAGAGCUCCCAGACAAGUUUAGAUUCAGAAACGUCUGGAGCACCCCAACAGCCAAAUGAAGAGGUAGCACCAGAACCAGAACCAGAGCCAGUGGAGAACCCCGAGACCACACAACCAGACGCAUCGCAGUUGAGCACCACCAAGCGAAAGCGAUCGGUGACUGACCUGCGUGGUGAUUCAUCUGCACCCCAGCCAGCAGAGGAAGUUGCGUCAAAAGACUUCAAGUCGCCGCCCUCGCUGCGGAUUUCACUGUCUUUUGACGGCGAGGCAAUGGUACGGAAAGAGGGUGAAAUGACCCCAUCCCCGCCAAAGGGGCGAAACGCACUCCGCAUCUCCAUGUCUUCGGAUGGAAAGGCGGUCAUUCGUACAGACGAUGAACCCUCUCCAUCUAAGAACCGUAUAUCCAUGUUCUCUACUCGGAAGUCCCGCUUCGCAGGUCUUCGACGGAGCAACAGUGCCGUCCUUCCAGCAACACCGCGAGUGGCCUCGAGCGAGAAAGAGAGAAUGUUCGGUCGAUCCCGUGAUCCCCGUAAUUGGGAGUCCGUCUUCGACACAGAUGCCAGAAGUGCCUUGUCAACUCCUGGCAGCGCUCAGAGUGCGCCACAUAGCACCCCAGGACUCUUCCGCUCCCGUGGCCAGCGAUCGUUGACUAGAAGCCUUUCUUCAAGGCAGAAUGCCUUUGCCAACAACUCUCCCAGCCACCCUGACACCCCUGUUCCCAUGCAGACAGGAGAUAAGAGACGGAAGCUCUCCCGCACAGUCUCAUCUCUCGGACGACUGGAGUCGAACAGAGCAAAUGCGCUGGGUCAGGUAUCGGGUAAUUCUCUCAAGAUGCCUAAACUCCUUGGCAACUCUAAAAAGAACGAUGAAGAUUUUGAGUUCCACAACGGUGAUUCGGAUAAAGAGAACUGGAUCCCAGGCACGCGAAUCUCCAAUGUCCGUCGCCGGACGACGACUUCCAACAUGCAACGCCCAGCGCUCAAAGAUGCAAAUAGUCAUUCUACCAUGGGGAAUCCGCGCGUGGCGAUAAUCGGAGCUGGCAUCUCCGGGCUACGAUGCGCAGAUAUUCUUGGCCAGAACGGCGCUCAAGUCACGAUCUUUGAGGCGAGAGAUCGAGUUGGGGGGAGGGUCGCACAAAGCAAAGUCGGCGAUCAUUUGGUUGAUCUCGGACCAAACUGGAUUCACGGCGGUCAAGACAAUCCAAUCUCAGUCAUCGCCGAGUCAACAAAGAUAAGACUUGAAGACUUCGACGAGAACCAAAUAAUCUUCUCAAAAGACGGCAAACCACUCAACAACAGACUUGCCGCCAAAGUCUCCGAUUUCGUUUGGACGACCAUUGAAGAGGCAUUCGAGUACAGCAACACAUACAAAGAUAGUAUCCCAUCAGAUCGGAGUUUGUUUGACUUCUUCAAGGAUCGAGUUGAGAGGAAAGGAUUUAAUGAGGAGGAGAAAGAGGCUUGUCUUGAGAGCUGUAGGUUGUGGGGAUCGUAUGUUGGGGACCCGGUUGAGAGGCAGAGUUUGAAGUUUUUCUGCUUGGAGGAGUGUAUUGAUUCGAGUAAUUGUUUCGUGUCUUCUACGUAUCAGAAGAUUCUGGAGGUUGUGUCUAAGGCUGCGCUGAAGCAUGCGGAUGUUCGGUUUAAUCAGCCUGUUCUGGGAAUUGAGGCGCAACCUCGCGAGGUCAAGGCAGAUAACCGGGUGGUACUGUCCACUGCAGAUGGACAAGAGCAUCAAUUCGACGAGGUCAUCGUGACUUGUCCUCUGGGAUGGCUCAAACGAAACAAAUAUGCCUUUACUCCAGAUCUUCCUCCUCGUCUUAUCCAGGCUAUUGAUAGCAUCUCUUACGGUAGACUUGAGAAGGUCUAUGUGACGUUUCCAAAAGCCUUCUGGCACAUUGAGGGGGAAAACUACAAACCCCCAAAUUUUGCCAUGUUCCUUGAUCCAACAUAUACAAACCAUCCGAAAGAGAUUAUUUGGAAUCAAGAAUGUGUCUCUCUUGCAACACUCGGGCCACAGGCCCACCCAACUCUCCUCUUCUACAUCCACGGACCCUGUGCGAGUCACGUCGUCUCCCACAUAUCGAAUUUGUCACCUUCGUCAUCCGAAUACCACGACUAUCUCAACGACUUCUUACAUCCCUUCUACUCCCGUUUGCAUGGCUACGCCACUGCAUCUGCAGACUGCAAACCCCUCGCUUUCCUCGCAACACAAUGGCAAAUAGACCCAUACGCAGGCAACGGCUCAUACAGCAACUUUCAGGUCGGAUUGGAACAAGGCGAUGAGGACAUCGAAGUCCUCCGUGAUGGUGCCGGAAUUGGAAAAGAACGCGGGGUUUGGUUUGCCGGCGAACAUACAGCGCCAUUCGUAGCGCUCGGAACAACAACAGGAGCAUACUGGAGCGGAGAAAGAGUUGCCGCAAGAGUAUGUCAAAUAUACGGACUUGAUGGGAUUGGGAUUGAAACCGGAAGGGAUGAUUCUCUCCCUUCGCAGGUCUCAAUUACCUAG
This is a messenger RNA of Aspergillus ruber CBS 135680, 3045 nucleotides long. Its product is annotated as FAD/NAD(P)-binding domain-containing protein. Gene Ontology annotation, biological process: regulation of DNA-templated transcription. Gene Ontology annotation, molecular function: DNA-binding transcription factor activity, RNA polymerase II-specific; oxidoreductase activity; DNA binding. The transcript is spliced from 7 exons. The record is from RefSeq and is a predicted model, not a curated record. The coding region runs from base 1 to 3045 and encodes 1014 amino acids. NCBI's taxonomy places the organism in Eukaryota, Fungi, Ascomycota, Eurotiomycetes, Eurotiales, Aspergillaceae.